This is a messenger RNA of Scophthalmus maximus (turbot), 4103 nucleotides long. RefSeq names its product dpy-19-like 1, like (H. sapiens) (gene dpy19l1l). Gene Ontology annotation, molecular function: mannosyltransferase activity. The transcript has 23 exons. Bases 152 to 2359 code for a protein of 735 amino acids. NCBI's taxonomy places the organism in Eukaryota, Metazoa, Chordata, Actinopteri, Pleuronectiformes, Scophthalmidae. Gene Ontology annotation, cellular component: nuclear inner membrane. The record is from RefSeq and is a predicted model, not a curated record.
AAUACCUACCGUUGCCAUAGUUACCGCCUGAAGCUCUGUUUAAUACCAGAAAACAGCCACAUGGGGGCAAAGCUUCAUCAGAUUUCUACGAGUGUUGGUGGAAGCGACACUCAGCUUGCCAGCUGCCUAACCUCUCGUCUGCCUGGGAAACAUGGUGGCUAAAAGCAGAAAACAGACCGGGAAGAGUCCGACGACCCAGACUGACCGCGACAAGAACCAGCUUGUUUCUCCCCCUGGCAAAAGCAACGCCAGGCGCCCGGGCAGGGAGGGCAAAGCUUUCCCCGGUUUCCAUCCCAACGGGCUGGCGGGCAUCAGACACAAGCUCGGGCUAACUCCCUCCGCAGUUGUGAAGCAUGGACUCACUCUUCUACUCGCUGCUCUGACUGGAUACCUGCACUGGCUUCACCUGUCACAGCUGUUUGAGAAUGACAGACACUUUUCACACCUGUCAAACCUGGAGAAGGAGAUGGCUUUUCGUACAGAAAUGGGUUUGUACUAUUCCUAUUACAAAACCAUAAUCGAGGCUCCCUCUUUCCUGGAUGGCGUCCACUUGGUCAUGAAUGAUCGGCUGACAGAGUACCCUCUGGUUAUUAACACACUGAAGAGAUUUAAUCUCUAUCCAGAGGUGGUCCUGGCCAGCUGGUACCGGAUAUACACAGGUGUAAUGGGCUACUUUGGGAUUCCCACGAAGAUGUGCUGGUCAAUUAACAGAGGAGAUGGACUCACUCCUGUUGAUAGCUGUGAAGGUAUGGGUGAUCCAGCGUAUUUCUAUGUGACCUGUGUGUUCAUGCUGAACGGCGUGAUGAUGAGCCUGUUCUUCAUUUACGGCUCCUACCUCAGUGGCAGUCGGCUGGGCGGCGUUGUUACCACCAUGUGUUUUUUCUUCAACCACGGCGAAAGCACUCGUGUGAUGUGGACUCCUCCACUGAGGGAGAGCUUUGCUUACCCCUUCUUAGUCCUGCAGAUGCUUCUUCUCACCUACAUCCUACGGACACAGAACCCGAGCAAGACCACCAUGGUUGCUCUGGGCGUCUCCAAUUUGUGCUUCAUGCUGCCUUGGCAGUUCGCCCAGUUUGUGCUGCUCACUCAGGUGGCAUCUCUGUUUGCUUCGUACAUCCUGGGUUACCUUAGCCCCACCAAGAUGCAGUCUAUCCUGGUCACUCAUAUGAUCACACUUGCUGUCUGCUUUAUCCUCAUGUUUGGUAACUCCAUGCUGCUCACGUCCUUCUACGCCUCCUCACUCAUCUCCAUCUGGGCCAUCAUUGCAAUGAGGGAUCAUUUUGCUCAAGUUUUCAAAGCUGGCAUUAUCAUCUGGGUCAUGCAGGGUUUGGCGUGGGUCGGCUCCACAGUUCUGCUCAAAUUCAUGCUGUCCACAAUCCUUGGCGCUUCGGAUGAUGCUCACAUCAGUGGACUGAUCAAGUCCAAGUUCACCAGCUAUAGGGACUUCCACACUUUGAUGUACACGUGUGCUGCAGAAUUUGACUUCAUGGAGUUGGAGACGCCUCUACGUUACCUCAAAACGUUGCUGCUGCCCAUCAACCUGCUGGUGGUUGUCCUCGUUGCUGGGAGGACCUUCCAGGAUUUAGGCCGGUUCCUGAGGGGUGGAGGGAAGGCGUCGGGCAAGAGUGACGAGGUUGUUGUGGCUGCAGGGUCUGAGGUAGCUGCCAAAGGAGAGCUGGUGUAUCACAGUCUGCAGCUGGUGGCGUUUGCUCUCCUGGCCGUCCUCAUCAUGCGUCUGAAGCUCUUCCUGACCCCGCACAUGUGCAUCAUGGCAUCACUUAUCUGCUCCAAACAGGUGUUUGGCUGGAUCGGGGAGAAGUGUAAGAACCAGAUUGUGGUGUUUGCUGUAAUGGCUGUCAUGGCCGUACAGGGGCUAGCCAACCUGCAGGCCCAGUGGGCGAUCAUCGGAGAGUUCAGCAACCUGCCACAGGAGGAGCUGCUGGACUGGAUCCAGGACAACACCGGUCCCGAUUCUGUAUUUGCGGGAGCAAUGCCCACCAUGGCCAGUGUGAAGCUGUCCACAGGUCGUCCCAUCGUGAACCAUCCCCACUAUGAAGAUGCUGGACUGAGGGAGAGAACCAAGCUGGUGUACUCCAUGUACAGCCGCAUGUCUGGAGAAACGGUGAAGCGGAAUCUGAUGAAGCUGGGAGUGGACUUCUUCGUCCUUGAGGAUUCCUGGUGCACUAGGCGAACCAGGCCUGGGUGCAGCAUGCCAGAGAUCUGGGACAUUGAGGAUCCCCAAAACAUUGGUAAAAUUCCCCUCUGCACCCACAUAUCCAGGAACUCACGACGCCACUUCACCACAGUCUUUUCUAAUGACAUUUACAAAGUUCUCGAAGUCCCCAAAGACCAAAGAUAACACUGUUGGAUGGAGCGAUCCAGCACCAAACUUGAUCUUCACAUCACAUAUUUGGUGUCGGUCACUGCUGUUGCUGCUUUUUACUUCCCAAAACUCCAACCCCCACUGUUCCCCCUUUUUUUCCACGGUUCUUGAUUAACUGUGGUUGGAUAAACCAAAACAAUCUGCCAAUCUCAGUAUUUGUGAUUUAAGGAAACUCCCUGUUCCCAACAUUUUGCCAGUUUUCCUUCCUGCUGCAUCUUUGUCAUCCAGCGACUUUCCCACUGUAUUCCAGUUGGUGCCCAAGUGAAAGCCAAAAGGUGUUAAAGCUCUUUGUUAAGCUUGCUUAAUUUUUCUGUUACAGUCCUUUAUUUUGAGAGAUGCUGCUCAAAUAUCAUUGUUUUUUACUUUUUUUCUUAAGUGGUCAAUUUUGUCUGGCAGGACCAAUCAAUGAUGUCCAUAUACUGUGAAGCAAUACCCUCUUUGUUAACUUAACAAAAGCUGACUUCUGUGGUCAUGUGAAAGUUGCUGAAAAGAUUUUCUUUUUGUCUUUUUUUUAAUAACUACUUUGUGUGAAUAUGUUUAUGCAAAUUUCAAGGUGUAAAAGGGGCAGUAAGUGAUUUUCAAGACAGUUUGUUGUUAGUUUUUUGACUGCACUUGCUGGGGCUCGAACCUGCAUCCUCGGGUAUGGGAGACGGAAGUGCUAAACACGGGGCACAAACAAGGCCAAAACCCCCUGAAUGUCUGUUGUUAACACGUCUUAAGGUGUCAGGGAGUGAUGUUUACAGACUGCAAACAGUGUUGUGUGGUGCCGUCGCACUUUUUUUGUUUUCAAUCUACAGAGCAUGGGCUGAACCGAAAAAUGUGUAUUAUUUUUGGCACACAGAACCGACAGCUAGCAAACUGCAGGGAAAAAAAGUGUAUUGGAUUAAAAUUGCUUACUGCCCCUUUAAGUCUUUUGAUGCAAACAGUGUUUUAAGAGUGUUGGGAAACAGGGAAAUUCUGUUCUUAUGUUUUGAAGUUUUUAAAACUUGGUCUCCGCAUUGGUCUCCAAGUUGGUUUCCCCUGACAAUGUUUUUAGCAAACUUUUGUUCUUAAUUCAGUCAUAAACUGGCAUAAAGAGUUUUUAUGACGAGACAUGGAAAUAGAAAUUUAAACCUAACUGUGCCCUGCACCAACAUUGUUGUAAAUAGCGAAACAGUUGUUUUGUUCAAUCCUGGUAUACGGCCUGUAAAUCUUUUUUUUUUGUUUCUUGAUAUUAUUGUUUAUUGCCAAAGGAUGUUGUUGUUAUCAAACCAAGGUAUUUUACGCGAGGCACAGUAGCAAAGGAAAGGCUUUUAGUUAUUGCGAACCAUCAAUUUGUGAGUUCUCUAACAGCCAAUCCAAACUAUUUGUAGCAGUGACUUUUAUGUAAGUGGCACCAGUUUUUGGUCUUUCGAUGGCUUGGAUAAUGAUUGAUCAAUAUUUUGAUGAGAAGAUCGAUACCACUUUCACACUUGUAUGUUAAAUAUAAAGCUACAGCCAGAAUGCAGUUAGCUUAAAACAAAGAUUGGAAACAGGCGGGAACCAGCUAGCCUGAAGCUGUACAAAGGUUAAAAAAAUUAGCCUACCUCCACCUCUAAUGUUCACUGAUUAAAUGUUCAAAUGUGUUUAAAUCUGUGCAACAACCUUUGCCAUUGAUCAGAACACCAUCUGGCCAAGAAAUUGUUCUGUGCUUGACGUCCUGUAAAACUACAACUUGUCAUUAAAACUUCUACUACAGUCA